Periconia digitata is the source of this 788-nucleotide messenger RNA. NCBI's taxonomy places the organism in Eukaryota, Fungi, Ascomycota, Dothideomycetes, Pleosporales, Periconiaceae. The record is from the annotation of a GenBank genome assembly.
GUACAUUCGUCCGACCCUGUUUCGACACGCACUGCAACGAUUGAGAGCUAAACCCCCCAGUCUUGCUGUUACCUUCCCCGAAUGCAAACACUCCGCUUUUCGCUGACAAUUGUGCCGAUGUUUCCCUAUUUGCUCUGUGUCUACCUUUGUGAUAGAUUGAACUUGCAGCAGCAAAGUGGAAAUGAGCUCCAAGCGGGAAUAACGCCAAUGGCUUCGUGGGCGCAAGAAUGUCGCAAAGCCAUCAAUGCAAUGUGAGCUAACAGCUCCUUCCGUAAAACGCCUCCAGGACCGUGCUUGCAUUACGCAAAGCAAAAGUCUACGAGCGUUUGGGAACCUCGAUUUCGCCAAGAUGAUAAGGGGAUCGCUGCAAGGCUUCAACAGAGACCCUCUCUGAUCUGCGUGGGGGCGGGUAACCGGCAAGCAUAGAGACGAUAGUGUCACAAGUCCUCCAAACUGGCCGCGUACAGCUCAACAAAGCCUGCGUGUUCUCGUUCAUUUCCGCCCGGGGGACAGUAUCCCGUGCCUCAUAAGGGGUGGUAUCGGAGACAGCGACCAAUGCAAUCAAAUCGCACUGUGCAAUCAUGGACGCGUACCUUAAACGUCUUCAGCUCGGCAUGAAGUGGCGACCAGAAAGGCAGCAUUGCCGUAUGAUUGCGUUGUCGGCCUAACCACUUCACAGCCUCCCAUCAAGGAAAUUACUUUGUUGUACAUGUAACCAAUACAUUCCGUAAUCUCCAUGAUAGAUGCUGUGAUGAUGGCGACGAUAAGCGAAUGAUUCCGCCUUCGCC